This is a messenger RNA of Cylicostephanus goldi, 584 nucleotides long. The record is from the annotation of a GenBank genome assembly. Lineage: Eukaryota; Metazoa; Nematoda; Chromadorea; Rhabditida; Strongylidae.
AUGCGAAUAGGUGAUCUGAAACGAGCCGUCGAAGAUGUGAUACUUAGGCCGGAUCAAAACACUUUGAACGAUAUCGAUAAACGCGAUACCAUAGCUGCGCUGGAUUUAUGUCAGCCAGAACCAUCACCACCACUGCCAACAUGCACACCAUCGGCUGCUUCAAUGAAUGCUUGCUCGUGUUCCAGUGAAACUGUACCAGUGGAUGUACCACGUCCACCGCCUCCACUUUGCACUAGCACAAGUCUUGAUACGAUAGUAAAUCGUCCACAACCAGUACUUUACCGACACUCUGCUGGUGUUUCACGACGUCAGAGUCGCGUAUUGUCGUCUCUGCAAUCUAGAAGAAAGCGAAGCAAUUCAUUGACGAAUUAUCAGAAAAGUCCUGGUACGUCGGUGUCGUUACCGCCAUCGGCACGGCAAACACCAAUGCGAUUUGGUGACGAUGAUGCACAUAGGAGCUCACUUGGCUCAUCUGAUUCACAUUCGUCAGUAGCUCGAAGCGAAGAUUACUCUCAAGAUUAUGUAGCUGAGGAAGAUGAGACGGUCAUUUGUAAGUUCUUCAGUAUGUUUUUGGAACGUUAGUC